Messenger RNA from Capronia coronata CBS 617.96, 5298 nucleotides. RefSeq lists its product as uncharacterized. The transcript has a single exon. NCBI's taxonomy places the organism in Eukaryota, Fungi, Ascomycota, Eurotiomycetes, Chaetothyriales, Herpotrichiellaceae. Bases 1 to 5298 code for a protein of 1765 amino acids. The record is from RefSeq and is a predicted model, not a curated record.
AUGAACUUUGAUGCUCUUCGCGCCCGGACCCUGCAGUCGGGUGCCGAUGAGGAGGCUGUUACAGUCAAUACAAGAGCAUUGAUCGAUAAGGUGUUGGCUAGAUAUUCGGGGGAAUGGACUGUCCUACGAGAACUCCUGCAAAAUGCGGCAGAUGCCUCUGCAACAAAAAUCACCAUCAAAUUCGAGACGAUACCCUCUUCCACCGUGCCCCUCCCUUCAGAUGCCUCGCCGUCAAGCCUACUGAAGCAUACAGUGCAACAUCAUACAUUGAAGCGUCUUGUGGUCACCAACAAUGGUGCCCCAUUCAGUGAGAACGACUGGAAUAGGCUCAAGAGAAUUGCAGAAGGAAAUCCCGACGAAACAAAGAUUGGCGCCUUUGGCGUGGGCUUCUAUUCCACAUUUGCGGACUGCGAGAACCCCUUUGUCUCCUCCGGUCGAGAAGCAAUGGCAUUCUUCUGGAAGAAUAAUUCUCUUUUCACACGGCGGCUACAGCUCCCCGAAACAGAGACGAGUUCCGACACAAACUUCGUGCUCGACUAUCGGGAUUCAACGUCUCCAAUCCCUCCAUUGCUACCUCUCGCUCAAUUCCUGGCGAACAGCCUCACAUUCGUUGGCUUGGAGAACAUUGAACUUUGGCUAGAUGAUUGGAAUCUUCUCUCAUUGAAGAAGAAAACCUCACCAAGUCUGGAAUUGGCACUCCCGCGCAGCAUCGAACCCAAGACGAGCGAGGGAUUUAUGAAAGUCACCAAAGUUUCCAAGGAGAUCGCGCAGAUUGACGGACAAUGGAUGGCUGUCAUCGGAUGGAAAGCGAGCAGAGACACCACUCGUUUGGUAGACCGGGAAGCCGGCACCUCUUUGCGGAAGUUCUUCUCUCGACUGGCGGGAACCGGGCAAGAGGAGAGCCACUCUGAAGUCAAAUUAGAGCGGGCAAGCGAUGCAGAUAUUCUCACAUCGAAAGUGUCCGCCACAGUCUUCCUCAAUGUCAACACUGCGACGAUCAAGACUUUUACUGGUCAGAAAUUCAACGAGGAGUUGGAACGUGCCACCAAGAAACCUCCUCCAAAGUUCACAACAUUGGCCAUUCUGUCUGCUCCGUACAUCGAGGAUGCGAGCCUUAACAGGGCGUCUGCAGCCGGUGAUGUCUUUGGUACUGUGCUUCCAAGCAGAGCAGGUAAGAUAUUCAUCGGGUUUCCCACACAUCAGACAACAGGAUUGAGCGCGCAUAUCUCGGCACCUUCGGUCAUUCCCACCGUCGAGCGGGAGUCGAUCGACUUGAAUGCCAGAUAUGUGCGGACAUGGAACAUGGAAAUGCUUCGUGCUGCGGGCAUCGUGUGCAGGAUAGCUUGGUUUACUGAGAUGCAAGAACUCAAGGAGAAAAUCCAGCGAGAGGCAAACGGCCGCUCAAAGAUUCGCAUGGAAGAAGUGAGCCCCUUUCUGGAAGAGGCCAUCACAAUCUUCAAGAAUUUUACCUUCAAAGAAUCCACGCCGUCGCCGUCGAUCGGGCAAUUAUUGGAGGACGCCUUCUGGACCUGCAGCAAAGAGGCCUCCAUUGAAGUUAUUUCGACCUGUGGAGUCUUGCCGACACACAAUGUGCGCAUUGCUCCCAAAGAUUUGAGCUUCAUGGAAGGCAUUCCAAUUCUACCGGAGAAAUUGGCGUCUGAAGCCAAACCUCUGGUUUCUAAACUUGUUGAUUUUGGUCUCUUGACGGAGGUGACCGUGUCGGACAUCAAGCUGGCCCUCGAGUCCAGUCCGCUCAGCCCGGUUCAAGUCUCUGAGUUUCUCACCUGGCUCAUCAAGCAAUCUACCCGAGGAGCACUCGAAAAAGCCACGGUGUCUAGCUUACUGGCAGUUGCAGUGGCCAACGACGAUAAGCCCGAGGGCAAUGCUAGCCCGCUUCUUCAAUUGGGAGAAAUCUGUUACUUCCUCAAUCCUAGCAGGACACCCGUUGAUCUGCCGGUGCCACCGACUGUGAUGCCUUUCAAAUAUACGAAGACUAUGAGCAAACACGAGCUGGAAAGCCUGGGUUGGGAGGAGCUGCAACUGGUAACAUGGGUGCGGUGGCUCAUCAGCCAAUCUGGAAAUCGUCAGGUCCUGUCGGAGGAUCAAGACGUAACGAAGUCAGCAGAGUUCAGUGCGCAAAUUCUGCCCAUUCUGUCUAAACAGUGGGACUCGCUGAGCCAGCCAUCCAAGACUUCUCUUGUGGAAGUACUUGUCAAACACACUGUGAUCCCUACAAAAUUUGGUAUGAAGAAGCCGGGGGAUGCGUAUUUUCCCAACGUCAAGCUCUUCGAUGACCUUGCUACCAUCCAAGGCCUUGGAAAUGUCAAGGACAAAUUCUUGGUGGCAUUGGGCGUUCGCAAGACAGUUGAGUUGGGCGUUGUCUUCGAGCGGCUUCUGUCGGUCGAUGCUAAAUCCGCCAAACCCGAGUCAGCGGCAAAACCUCCUUGGAGCCAUGUUGAUCUCAUCCAUUAUCUCGCUUCCGUGCGUGAUGACAUCCCCGGGUCCGAUAUCGCGAAGCUCAGAAGUACGCCAAUCUGUCCGAGACACGUCAAAGGCAGGGAGGAUGCGGAGUCCACGAAGCGAUACAAAGUCUCGGAGUUGUUUGAACCACGGCCAGACUUGCGUGAUCUUGGUCUUCCAGUCCUGGUUUGGCCUGGCGUCUAUCGCAGCAGCAGCCCUGAAGGGAAAUUCCUAAGUUCUCUUGGGCUGCGAACUACACCCGUCGUGGAAGAACUCGUUGACAUUAUGGCCCAGGCAGGCCAGAAGGGCCCCACGAGGAACCUUGACCUUCGAGAUAGGGCCCUCGCGUAUUUCUUGUCUCAUCAUCAUGCCUAUGGAUAUGCUGGCUUCGACUAUUCUCGCAUCACAGUUCCAUUCUUACCCCUUGAAAACAAGGCAGACGAGCUUGCUACACCUUCUCAAUGUUUUGCAGAUGAGGGCGCAGCCCUUCUCGGUUUCGACAUUUUGAAGCGGGAUUGGGUCCCGCAUGCGACGAAGUUCGGCGUCAGAAUGAAUCCGCCUAUGGAUGUCUGCAUCAAUGUCCUUGCAAAACGCCCUCCAACUACCUAUCCAGCUGCUCGUGCCAUCUUUUCCUAUUUCGCUGGUCGUCUGAAUGAAAUCAACACUGGCUACAUCGGGAGAUUGAACAGCCUUGACUUUGUUCCCAUCUUUGCAAAGGAUAAGGAGAAGUCGGCUCCCAAGACUUACACUUCGCCACGCAAUUGUUUUCUCGGUGAAAGCGACGUCUUCGGGGAGAUUUUCCACUACGUUGAUUUUGGCUCCGAGGCGAACACUUUUCUGAUCAAAUGUGGUUCGAAACAGGAACCUUCGAAGAUGGAAAUAGCACAGAUCCUUGUCAGAGAACCUGCCCGCAUAUCUGCCGCUUUCCGCAAUGUCGAGAAGUACAUGGCUCUCCUCCGCAGCAUGGCUGAUGAUGUGAAGACCUUGAAGAAGAAUAAAGAGCUUUUCGCGGAAAUGAAGCGAGCUCCGUUCUUGCUCGCCAGUAAGGAACUCGCAGCUCCAUCGUCUGGGACGGAUAAAUCUGCCGGCCGGGAAGACGAGCUUGACAAUAUUGAUGACGAUGAGCUUCAGGGGAUUCGCGAAUUCCAGUUGUGUAGUGCCCAAGAUGCCAUCAUUAUUGAUGAUUAUUUGAAUUACAACCUAUUCAAGUCGAACAUACUCGCCGCCCCUCAGGAAGAGAAGCUCGAGGACUUCUACUUUGCACUCGGGUCACCACUUCUGAGCUCACUGGUGGAGGAGGCAGCUCGCCACGGACCCAGACUGCCGGACCAGAAGCCCGCCGAGAAGCUGCAGAAACAAAUUUUGGAGAGAUCGACAUUGUUUCUGCACGAACAGCCUCCGGACACCAUCAAACAUGAUGCAAAAUGGCUGGAGAAGAAUCUCAAGGUGCAGCUUGUCUCGUCGAUAUCUCUGAGGAGAUCACUGCGAGGGCGGAAUGUCAGCCAUACCGAGAAGCGCACGGCUGUGGUUACGCAGGUCAACCGAGAGUAUACGUUAUGGAUUGCCGGUGCCAAACCCGACCUAUACCAGGUUAGCCAAGCCCUGGUACAUAUUCUGCUCACAAGACCCAAACUCCACUCGGCCAUUACCCUGGAAAUGCUGCUGAAGACGGACUUGCUUGACCUUCGUGCUCGAGGUUUCAAUGUUUCUCGUAUCCUACGGCAGAAAGCGGCGGAGGCACGACUGGCAGAGAGCAAGCGACAGCAAGAACUUGAGGAGCAACAGAAGCUCAUUGCGGAAGAAGGAAAGUCAUGGAGAGCUUCACAGCAGCAAGCCGCGAGAGACAAGGUGCAGAGAGAUCAGUUACCUGGCGGAUUUCCAGAUUCGCCGGAUCAUGCGGGCGUCAGGACCAGCUCUGACCCGGAUGCACAGUCGAUUGAUGGCGAUGAUCGUCGAAGACAAGGACGCAACUUGUUCUCCAACAUCUCCCGUCAACUUGGAUUAGGGAACAACCGACAUAUUCAAUCCAUGCUCGGCCACCCCGUCGACGACGCGCCAGAGGCUGCUGGAACAACAAGAGCCAUCACCAAUGGCGAGCAAGACCCCCCUCCGCCCUACCAGUAUGACCAGCAAGGAGGAGGCCGAGGAGGGUCGCAGGGACCCACCGACUCUGUCACCGCACCGCAUCAGCUCCGCGAGAAUCUGUUGAACGCCAUCAAGAAAUCGCGACCUCACAACUCGUCAGAUCUGUACUCGCGCGGCGAAACGAAUGUGCUAACCGAAACCAAAUCGUAUUGCGACGAACAUCCCGCGCACGACCUCACAUGCGUCGCGGACAUCAGGCACGGAAUCCAGAUGUAUCUGUCCCCAUCGUCCGUCAGCAACUCGUCCAGUUUCCUGCAGCAGCAUUCGUCCGGUCUCGCCGCCUUUGCCACUCUGCUCAAAUCCGUCGGCGAAGUGUUCAGUCUCGAUCCUCGCACCUUGAACAUCUUCUUCGAGACUUCCGGCAAGACGAUCGCGUUCAACCGCAACGGCAGCAUCUUCUGCAACUACCGCUACUAUGAAGAACUCCACGAACGCAACCUCGCGGACGGGGCUGCGGCUAACCCGGAGGCUUAUGCCGACGCUCUUGUCUACUGGUGGGUCAUUCUCUGCCAUGAACUGGCGCACAAUCUGGUCGCCGACCACAGCUCCGACCAUAGUUACUACACCGAAGGGUUUGUCGCUCAGUACUUUGGCCGGGUUGUGCGAGUCAUCAUCGGUAGGGCGGAGACCGCUCAAGCUGCAAGGGGCCAGACUUCGAGACCUGCUGAGAGAGCACCACUGGUAGAGAUUUGA